This is a messenger RNA of Tripterygium wilfordii, 2147 nucleotides long. RefSeq lists its product as uncharacterized. The coding region runs from base 372 to 1955 and encodes 527 amino acids. NCBI's taxonomy places the organism in Eukaryota, Viridiplantae, Streptophyta, Magnoliopsida, Celastrales, Celastraceae. The record is from RefSeq and is a predicted model, not a curated record. The transcript is spliced from 2 exons.
CAUUCAUCUUGUGCUCAUCUCAUACCAUUUUCUGCAAUAUAUAAUCAUGUUUAAAGGAAUAAUUAACCGAUAAUAUUUUCUAUUAAGAAUAUAUUUAAGAAAAUGAUAGCAAACAUUUUAUCAUAAAUGGAGGAAACAAUUAGCAAACCUCUGAAGUCAUCAUCAUUUCCUUGUACAAUUACUUAUUCUCCUCUACAAAAACUUCUUCUUGAAUACAUGCAGCUUUAUUUGAGUCUAUCCACUCCCACCCCUUUUCUUUUCUUCACUUUUUUGACAAUUUCUUCCCAUCAGAAUCUUAGCUUUCAUGGCAGAGUCUUUAUAUAUAGAGAUAGUGUUAAAAUAGAGAGUUCCAAGUACUUAAGGCAGCUUUCAUGGCUAAUUCUUGCUGCUACCAUGACAUAUAUCAAUGGCUUCAAAACCUCCCAGUAAUAGCACAAUGGCAAUCAAAUUCCAUGUCAAUCUGCAUAUGUUCUUCAACAACUCCUUCAUCCCAUCCAUCUCUUAAUCUCUCCGCGGCCCAAAAUCUUCAGUCGUCGUCGACGAUUUCUUUCUCUAUAGUAGCAGAUUUCAGUCUCCCCAUCUUUCUUUGGUCCUCAAAUCCAAUCAAAAUCAACACCAAAUCAUCAAAACUACUCGAAAAUGAUUCGAUUUCGAGUCUCUUAAUCAACAUCAUUGAGGAAGUCCUGAGCUAUGGCUCAAAAACAUGUACUUCUCUCCCCAAAAUCCCAAAACUGGACUCCAUAUCUAGUUUUAGAGAUGUUUUCAAUCUAGCAUUUCUCACUCUCACAUUCCUCAUAUGCACAUAUGAAGCCCCAGAGGAUCUAAGGUUAGCUUGUCUUAACCACCUUAAAAACCAACUGGCAAAUUGUCAAUUAAGAGGAGCAUCAAGGUUGUUGAUGAAGUCUUUAGGGUCCAACAUUGAAGAGAAGUGGAUGAGGUCUAUAAAUCUUGCAAUCACUAAUUGGAUUGCAGAGCUUAAAGCAACACAUGAAACUCUCAGGACUCCAUCUCCUCUGUUUUCUUAUGCAGUUUCAACACUCGGGUUAUGGAAAGUUCAGCUUUACUGUCCUGUCAUAGCCAUGGACACUGAGAGUUCACGCAAUUCAGCCGAUGAUAGACUUCUUUUCUCUCUGAAAUACCAUCAACUUGAAGGUGUCAUUCAGCUCAACCACAAAGUCACUGUUAAAGAGAAAUGGGUUGAUAUCAUGGUGAACAUAGACAACCUAAGGUAUGAUGAAACAAUUCAUUUUCACAAAUUACGCCUGAUUUUCUACAUUGAUUUUGAAAUAAACCUGAAACUUCGAGUUCUCAACAGGUGUGAUGUUAUUGAACUGGUGAAUAGAACUCUAAUGGCAGAAAGAGGAGUUGGGGAUGAAGAAAAGCACUUCCCAUCAAGAAUAUCAUUGCAGCUCACUCCAGUACUUCAAACCAACAUUUUUAGUGUCUCGGUAAGCAAAUCUUCGGACAACCCGACAAGAGAGAUUGGCAUAGAGAAAAGCAUUGAGACUUCCUUUGAUCCUCCAAACACUUACUUAGGACUCAAAGUAUCUGCUGGAGAGACCAUGACAAUGAGCUUGAAGCCAUGGAAGUUUGAGGAGUCUGUGAAUGGCUAUAGUGGGAUGCUGAAUUGGUUUCUUCAUGACAGUUUUGAUGGAAGAGAGGUUUCCUCCACAAAACCUUCAAAGAUGGCUUUGUUCAAUCCUAAAGCUUGGUUCAAACACAGAUACUCAAGUGCUUACAGACCUUUUACAAGGCAAGGGGGGGUGGUGUUUGCUGGUGAUGAGUAUGGAGACAGUGUGCAUUGGAAGGUUGAUAAGAGCGUUAUAGGAAUGACAAUGGAGUGGCAGAUUAAAGGGUGGAUUUGGUUAACGUAUUUGCCAAAUAAAUACAGGACAUUUUACAAUGAGACUCGAAGGCUCGAAUUCAAGGAAAUCCUCUCUCUCACCAUUGCUUAGUGCCACAAGUUCAAAGCCACAACAGUAGUACUGUAAUAUUCUCUCUCUGUAAAAAGAAAUCUGCAAAUAUAAUCUCUUUGUAAUACUAUAUGUCUUUCCUAGAAACUUACUUUCUGAAAGUGAUGCUCCAUUUGAUGAACACAUGUAGAGGGUGAUGCCUUAAUGGUUAACAAGAAUAGUAAUUCCUUUAAA